Camellia sinensis is the source of this 1314-nucleotide messenger RNA. The record is from RefSeq and is a predicted model, not a curated record. NCBI's taxonomy places the organism in Eukaryota, Viridiplantae, Streptophyta, Magnoliopsida, Ericales, Theaceae.
AUGAUUAUACCUUAUAUAAGAAAGGGAGAGAAAGAUGGAAGCGGUGAAAAGGGUAGUGUUUGUGUGACAGGUGGAACAGGGUAUGUAGCAUCGUUGAUCAAGAAGCUACUUGAAAAUGGUUACAGGGUUCGAACUACAAUUAGAUCUUAUAACCCAGAUAACAAGAAAGACCUUAGCUACCUCACAGACUUGCCCGGUGCAUUAGAAAGGCUUCAAAUUUUCAAUGCAGAUCUUGCCCUUCCAGAAAGUUUUGAUGCAGCUAUCCAAGGCUGCAUCGGAGUCUUCCACGUUGCUCACCCCAUUGAUUUUGAGGACAAAGAGCCCGAAGAAGUCAAGGUCCAGAGAGCAAUCAACGGCACCCUCGGCAUUUUAAAAGCAUGCCUUGAUUGGAAGACAGUGAAACGAGUUGUAUACACUUCUAGUUCAUCCACUGUUUUGUUUAAUGACAAGGGUUUAGAUGUUUUGGACGAGAGUGACUGGAGUGAUUUAGAUUAUAUUAGAUCCUUGAAGAUUUAUGGAGCUUCAUACAUGAUUUCCAAGACCUUAACUGAAAAAGCUGCUCUAGAGUUUGCUGAAAAGCAUGGAUUGGAUCUUGUUACUGUAAUUCCUACUUAUAUCCAUGGACCCUUCAUUUGUCCUCGUUUGCCCGGUUCAGUACACUCUUCAAUGGCUAUGAUCCUCGGCAACAAAGAUCAAUACAAGCAUCUUACUAAAGUGGAAAUGGUGCACAUUGACGAUGUUGCCAGUGCACAUAUCUUCCUUCUUGAAUAUCCUGAUGCAAAAGGGAGGUAUGUUUGUUCGGCAGUUAGAGUAACAAUCGAUAACAUGGCUGAAUUUCUAUCAGCCAGAUACCCAGAAUAUCCAAUACCAACACCCGAAUCCUUGAAAGAAAUUGAAAGAUUCACAUUGUCUGACCUAUCAUCGAAGAAGCUUUUGGAUACUGGGUUCAAGUAUAAGUAUGGCCUUGAAGAAAUGUUCGAUGGGGCGAUUCAAUGCUGCAAAGAGAAGGGUUUUCUCUAGUUUUAUGUUUUUGGCACGAGUUCUUAAAAUCUCUUUUUAUAACGUUGUAAACUAAGAACACUUAUCAAGCUGAAAGUGUUGGUUUGGUUGAGGCGCUCUCUUUACUUGUUGUGAUGCCCUGGUUCGAGUCUCACCAGCUUUGUGAUACAACUUUCCCUAUCCCUAAUACUCUCCUCCUAUUGAUAAAUAAACAAAUAAAAACUGAAAACACUUUUUUGUUUGUGUUGUGUCAAAUGUUACGUUUUUUGAGAACUCUAUUUGGAUUGAGCAUGUGUAUAUGUACAGAGAAAUCAG